GAGAAUACCAAACCCACCACCACCCGAUUAUAGAUCAAAGAUGCAUCUCACCCGCCUUCCACUCUUCUCAUGUAUUUUUCUUCUCCUCACAAGUGCCGUCAAAGCGUUGCCUCUGGACCCAUCCUGCCUUCCUACGGGUUUCACUUGCUCUCCGCUGCCUUCGCCUUCGCCUUCGCCGGUGCCUCCUCCCUUGUCUUCAGCGCCCGAGUUGUUACCUCCCUCGUUGACGCCAUCACCGUCCCUACCACCCUUACCAUCACCACCAUCGACACCAUCACCCUUGUUACCACCAGCUUCGCCACCACCGCCAUCACCUGCGUUGCCACCAUCGUCAUCGUUAUCGCCAUCAUCAAUUUCACCAUUAUUACCACCAUCAGAUUCACCUGCGUCGUCGGCGACACCAAUGCCGCCACCGAUUCCAUCACCAUCACCAACACCGUCACUUCCUUUUCCACCUCCAUCGCCGGUGGCACCACCAUCGCCAAUAAUUCCAUCGCCAACACCAUCACUACCUUUUCCACCCACAUUGCCAGCAGUACCGUCGUCCCCAAUUCUAUCACCAGCACCCUCACCUCUCUCACCUCCAUCACCGCCACCCAUACCCACACCCUCACCCUCACCUUUUUCACCUCCAUCACCAACACCCUCACCUCUCUCACCUCCAUCACCGCCACCCAUACCCACACCCUCACCCUCACCUUUUUCACCUCCAUCACCAACACCCUCACCUCUCUCACCUCCAUCACCACCACCCUCAUCCUCACCUUUUUCACCUCCGUCACCAACACCCACACCUUCACCUUUUCCACCUCCAGAACCAUCACCGUUGGCACCAGCGUCGCCAAUAAUUCCGUCGCCACCGCUGCCACCGUCUCCUUGGCCAGAGACAAUGGUUGAGUACUUCGACCCCACCCUACCGCCUAUCCUCCCCGCUCAUGACCCAAAGUGCUCUGUCCCAAUCCUCUUGCGGGACUUCGCCAACGCUGUUGGCGCUCCGCCAAUCCAUGCGAACUACAAGCCGCCGUUGAACUGCCCCGCCCCCUGGUCCCGGGUCAUCCUCGAGCUCUCUGGUUCAGCUUCUGACGCUCAAAAGGACCGUAUCGCCGCCGUCUGGCUCGGCGGUGCCGAGAUCCUCCGGACCACCACGCCGCUCCCUAUGGCUCCCGGCGCCUUUUGGCACGUCCAUAAGGACAUCACCCGCUACACGUCGCUCCUCCACAUUGCCAACUCUUUCUCGAUGAUGCUAGACAACUCCUUUACCACCUUGCCGGGCGUCUACACCAUCAACGUUACUCUCCACUUCUACCGCGGCCCCCUUUGCGGCAGCGUAAUGCAAUCAAACACGGAAACAACAGAGGCGAAGCUAAAUUCUGUUCUCACUGCUUAUCCAAUCAUCAAAGGUAUCUACCGAGAUCCGGCUGAUCUCAUUAUCCCGAUAUCGAACGGUACCGGUGGCGCUGGCUUCUGGUUUCGGAUUGAGAAUGAGACUGAUGUGCACACGACGGCCGUAGUCAUCCCCAACAACACCUACCGCGCGGUGCUGGAGGUCUACGUAUCCCACCACGGCGGCGACGAGUACUGGUACGCCAACCCCCUCCGCUCGGGCGACCUCCAGCUGAAGCCGGACGGCCUUGAGUCUGCAAAGCCGAACGGCGGCUUCCGCCAGGUAGUCGCCACCAUUGAUGGCCGCUACGUCGGCUCCGCGUUGCCGUUUCCUGUCAUCUACCCGAGCUCAAUCAAUCCGUUCUUUUGGGCGCCGGUGACGCCCAUCGGCGCCUAUGACCACCCGUCCUACGAUCUCGAGCUCACUCCGUUCAUUAGCCUUCUCGUCGAUAGCAAGCCGCACGAGUUCGGGCUCACAGUUCGAGACAGCCAGCCAUACUGGCUGGUGUCAGCCAAUCUCCACAUAUGGCUUGACGCGUGGUCUGACGCCGUUGAGGCAGGUUUGCUCCGCUACAAAGCACCACCACUCCGGUUGAGCCGGCAGGCCGACUGGGAGGCCAAUGAAGGCAAGUCGGAGAUCGAGGGGCAGGUCACUAUACGAUUCUCCGGUUGGGUUAACUCAUACAGAGGAAAUAUAACCACCAGCGUCAGGCAUAGAAUCAAGUUCAAAAGUCACGUUGAGGUGGAGGAGAACGGCGAGUCGAAGAACAUCGAGGUGGAGAGCAGGUCGAGGACAAAUGUGAGGACCGUCAAGGAUCACAAAGUGCUGCAGAGGGCGGCGAUGGACAUGGAGGCGCCGCUAGAGAUGACGGUGAUCACCACCAAUGGCGGCGGCCGGUCGCUGUUCCACAAGACGAAGCUGGUGCACCAGCUGAAGGAGACGCGGAGCUUGAUCGAGGGGAAGAAUACGGCGUUCAGCACGCUCGCCGACCGGCAAGAAUCGGAGGGCUCGGUGCUGACGGAGGACGGCGCGGCGCUAUGGGGGAAAGGCGACACUAAGUCGACGUACAAAUUCCGCGAUGAAAAAUCGUGUUACAUGCGGACGGUAAACAUGAUCGGAGGGAAGGUCGAGGAGGACGAGGAGACGGCCUCAUGCGUGGCGGUGGCUGCAUCUUGAUGAGGAAAGCUAAGAACUGGUGCGCCAGCAGACGUUAGAGACAAUAAAGCAUGUAGUAAUGUAUUUUUGUUUAGCUUGGCCGAAGGAGUAUCUCCUCUCGGCUCUCGAAUUCGCUUCUUCUUCUUCUUCUUCUUCUUCUUCUUCUUCUUCUUCUUCUUCUUCUUCUCCUUCUUCCUCCUCCAUGUCAUGGUUUGUACCUCAACCAAUGUCGUCUUUUACCAUUUCCCAUAUAUAUUUGCCGUGGUUAGUUUUG
This is a messenger RNA of Musa acuminata subsp. malaccensis (wild Malaysian banana), 2813 nucleotides long. Its product is annotated as peptide-N4-(N-acetyl-beta-glucosaminyl)asparagine amidase A-like. The record is from RefSeq and is a predicted model, not a curated record. NCBI's taxonomy places the organism in Eukaryota, Viridiplantae, Streptophyta, Magnoliopsida, Zingiberales, Musaceae. Gene Ontology annotation, cellular component: vacuole.